AUGUUUAUGAUAAAAAAAAUUGAAAGGUUUAAGAAAAUAAUAAAUAUCAUACCGACAAUAUUAUGAUAUUUAUAGCUAACAUGUGAAUGAAUGAUAUAAAGUUAUAAAACUAUAUAUAUAUAUAUUCAACUUAUGUAUACUAUUAUCUUUAAAAAAUAAUUAUGUUUUGAAUUUAGGAAGUGGAUAUAUAUCCAGUCGUUUUCGAAUUGAUAUAAUUUUAUCCAUAAUCAAGCUUUUUAAAUGUAUAUUAAAUGUCUAGUUCGAAAAUUAAAGGGAUAAACAUGAUAAUAUGGUUUCCCUAUUGUUAUGGGACUAGAUAACCUUUACCUAGCUAGCAUAGGAUAUUCUUACGUUGUAUAUAUACUCAGCCUAUUGUAUCAAUAAACACACGCUUUCAUAAUAUAUUUCAUGGUAUCAGAGCUAGAGCUAAGAUCUUACAACUCUCUGACCUAAUUCUCACCAUUAAGCUUUUUAUGAACACCUAACCCAAUAAAAUAAAGUUAGAAUCAUUGGUUGUCCGUAUAUGAAAUUAAACUCGAUCAAUUUUUAAAAUCUUGUUGUUGUGUUUAUUUUUGUGUGUUGUUUGUUUCGAUGCAUCACUAAAUAAUGGAGGAAACUUUGUCGUUAUUUUACAAUAUCUAAUUUUGUCGAUUUCAAAAGAGUACGUACGUGUGUAGUAUCACAUACCACUAGCUUAAUUUGAACCAGAGACAGCCGUUGAUCCACACCUGUUUUCUUUUCUCAAUUUUUUUCUCAACAAAUAAAAACCGUGUUUUCUAAAAAAAAUUGUUGCCGUGCAUUAGACUCUAUAUAUAUACCAAUAAUUCAGAUCGAGAAUAAUUAGAAUCCAGAUACUUUCAUCACGACUUUCUCUUCAAAAAAAAUCAAGAAUAAGAAGAAAAAGUUGAAAAGAUCGAGCUAUCAUGGUUAUAUCAGAACUAGGAAGAAGAAGCUUUUUAACUAGAGCUGAGAUGGUACCGGCUCCGAUGAUUUCUCGCCGGAGAUGUUCGAUGUCUCCGACGCUAGAGACCAUUUUCGAAGAAAGGUUUGAUGAUUUAAAUUAUCAAGAAUAUUCUUCUAAAGUUGUGGUGGGACAAGGACACCGUCUUUUUCUCCUCGUUCCGGCGAUCAUAUCGGCCGUUUCUUGUGUUUUGUUGUAUAGACAUGAUCGUGUUAAUCGAUUUUCUUGAAAAUAUUUACAUAUAUGUAUAAGCAUUUCAAUGUAACUUGUGUAAAAUCAGAAGAGCCUUUUUCGUUGUGUGGUAAAUGUAUAAGCAGAAGACUUUUCUAUAUAUAAUCUCAUGCUUAGUGAUUAAAAAACA
Messenger RNA from Brassica napus (rape), 1322 nucleotides. RefSeq lists its product as uncharacterized. The coding region runs from base 924 to 1190 and encodes 88 amino acids. The transcript has a single exon. The record is from RefSeq and is a predicted model, not a curated record. NCBI's taxonomy places the organism in Eukaryota, Viridiplantae, Streptophyta, Magnoliopsida, Brassicales, Brassicaceae.